Molecule: messenger RNA, 3064 nt
Organism: Spea bombifrons (plains spadefoot toad)
Lineage: Eukaryota; Metazoa; Chordata; Amphibia; Anura; Pelobatidae
Gene: PDGFA
Product: platelet derived growth factor subunit A
Exons: 7
Coding region: 606-1277 (223 amino acids)
Biological process (GO): platelet-derived growth factor receptor signaling pathway; positive regulation of cell population proliferation; positive regulation of protein autophosphorylation
Cellular component (GO): membrane
Molecular function (GO): growth factor activity; platelet-derived growth factor receptor binding
Source: RefSeq, a predicted model, not a curated record
GCAGCUGACAUCCCCAGGAGUUUACUCUCACCCUGCUGCUGCUGCUGCUGCCUUUCCUGCGUCCUUACCAAGCCCUGGGAUUUAAAGCAUUCUUUUUUUUUCCAUCCAAGUGGAACUCCAGAAACCUCCCUCCUUUAUUUAUUUCUUACGAGGAAGACCUACAAACCUUGCAGUGUUGGGAAAGUUGUUUUUUUUUUCCUCCCCUUCUCCCUGCACAGACGUGCUUUUCUGCCUUUGUGCAUUCUCUCUCUCUUUUUUUUUGUAAUGUUGCAUGGUUGGGAGGGGAGAGGGUGCAGAAGAUCUUUAGCAGACAGGUGAUGGGCAUCUCAGAGGAGAUGUGGUGCUGCCUCCUUUGGGUUUGUGUCUUGGUCUGAUCUGUAUCAUGCACAUACUGCUCCUUAUCUGCUCCUAAAGACCAGCAUUGCCCAGGAGAAAGAAAGAAAGAAAGAAAGGAGGCUCCCACUUGUGCAGCGGUUCCACCAAUUUUGAGGGGUGCUGUUGGUCCCCUAAGGGAUGGUACUGAUUCUCCCAGAUACAGGAGCAGUUCUGGAGCUCCUACAUCAAGACAUUGCAUUGUCAUUGAUCAGAAAGUCUAUCAGGAAGCAAUGAGGUGCCGGGUUUGGAUUUUGCUAUUAAGCAUCUGCUACCUGUCUCCUACAUUUUGCGAGGAAGCAGAGAUUCCCCAGGAGCUGAUCGAGAAACUGGCCCACAGCGAAAUCCGCAGCAUCAGCGACUUACAGCGCCUUCUGGAGAUUGAUUCCGUAGGAAAUGAGGACGCUUCAGGAACAAGUGUAAGAACACAAGCACACAGUUUCCAUCACAGUAAGCAUGUGCAAGAGAAACGGUCUGCUCCAAGCCGCAGAAGGCGCAGCAUUGAGGAAGCCGUCCCUGCUAUUUGCAAAACAAGGACUGUUAUAUACGAGAUACCUCGUAGCCAAAUUGAUCCAACGUCUGCAAACUUUCUGAUAUGGCCCCCAUGCGUGGAAGUAAAAAGAUGCACAGGAUGCUGCAACACAAGCAGCGUCAAAUGCCAACCAUCGCGGAUACACCACAGGAGCGUCAAGGUGGCGAAAGUAGAAUAUGUAAGGAAAAAGCCCAAAUUAAAAGAAGUUCUGGUGAGGUUAGAGGAGCAUCUGGAAUGCACUUGUACAGCAAAUUCUAAUUCAGAUUACCGAGAAGAGGAAACUGGCCUUUUCAGCAGCCCAGCCCUUGUGUUAACAGGAAGGACUAGGGAAACAGGUAAAAAACGGAAGAGAAAAAAAUUAAAGCCGACCUAAUUACCAGAUGGAAAUUAAUUUGCUCGGCAGAUGUGAGGUGAAAAUAAGCUAGACUGUUUCAUCUGGGACUCGGAUGUACACAAUUUUGUUACAUUCCUGAAUCUUCUACGUAUGGUGCUUUAUUGAUUGAACUAAGUUAUGUUUUUUGUUCUCUUGUGCGGAAAGACUGAAAAAGAAAAAAAAUAAAAUAAAGCGGUUCAAAGGACACUCUGUGAGAACAAAGGGACAAUGUACAUUUGUUUAAUGUGACAUCAAAGCAAGUAUUGUAGCACUCUUACAGAGAAGAGACGCUUCCCUUGUCAGAAAAGUACAGCAAGAUGGCGAAUGGAAAAAAAAGGAUAUAUUUAAAAAAAAAAAAAGUACUGCAAACGUAGCAAGUGAAUUGAUGACUAAUGUCAAGGCAAUGGUGCUUUAUGUCAAGAGAUGUGCCUGCUUUUACUGAUGAAGAUGGACGGUCAUUGGUAGACACAUGGCACAAAAAACAGGAAUGUAUCAAAUUAACAAGUGUCUACGCAGAAGCUACCGAAAAACAAUACAUCCUUGCUCAGUGGUGUUUAAAGUCUUCAAAAAAUAAAACAAAACAAAAAAAACCUGGGAAGCCUUAAGGAGGACUCUAUUUUAUUUUAUUUUUCAUUUUUACUCCAUUAAAUAAUUAAGUUGUGGGGGUAAUUUAAAUAUGGCUAUAUUCUGUUAGCACUUGGAAGACAACUGCUUCAAAAUGAGUCAGUAGAUGCUGAGCGUGAACAGACUCAUUUUUCAGCAGAGACCUUCAUGGUGUUUGAUUUUUGUUUUGUUUGUUUUUUUUUUUAACAUUUUUAUUUUAGGUGCAUUCACUCUUGCUAGUGACAUAAUUUUUUUUUUAUUUUUUUUCCUCCAAAUAUUUUUUGUAAGAAAAGUAGACAUUCUACUCGUUAACAUUUUUCCAUUUGGGGAACCUGAAAAUUAUACUCCCGUGAACUGUAUGUCAAACAUGCAAAAGUAAAGGCUGCUUAAUGAAAAAUAUUCUCCGAUGAAUGUGGCCCCGAGAUUUUAUUUUUUAAAAUCCUAUGAUGAAGAGAAGGUUGAAAAUGCCACCAAGAAUGCAUAUCUCUUUAAUGUUAAUAAUAGUAAAAUAUUAAACAAAAAUCUAUAUAUACUUUAAAAAUCUGAUUAUACAUUGAGGAUGAUAUAUGAAGAGUAAUUUUACAUGAAUGCAAGAGUGAAUUCACUAUGGAUAGCCCUGCCUCAGAUAUUAACUGAUUUUUUUAUCAUCCAGUAGAGAUUUAUUGCAGAGAAUGCAUAUACAAAAAACGCUAUAACUCUAUAGAAUUUCCUCUUGUAGGGAUGCAAGCUAAUGAACUGUAUUCAAAUAAAAAGAAACAAAGGUAUAUCAAGUCCAUAUUUCCUCAACUUUCAUUUCAAAUGUGUCUGCAUAAUUUAAAUAAUUUUAAAUAAAAUAUUGUAUAUUAAUAAAUCAUGGGAUAUCUGUACGACGUCAAACUUGUGCCACUUGCCUAAUAGUGCUAAUAUUUUUUUUUCUUGCAAUUUUAUUAUUUUAUCAUACACAACUUUUUUCACAUUGCCAGAAAGUGUGAAAUGGACAUUCUAUUCUUGUAAUUGCAUUGUACAGUAACACUGUAGCAAGGAGAAUAUUUGCUACGUGUAUUUCAACAAAUUCUAAAUUCUUUAUUUUUGGUAUAAAAAAAAAAAAAGUAUGCUUAUGUGUAUUCAACAGAAAUGUGUUCUUUUUUUUGUAAAGUUGAAGUUUGUAUUUUUAUCUAAAAUUAACAUUUUUAUAUAAGUAAGAA